Molecule: messenger RNA, 1049 nt
Organism: Jatropha curcas
Lineage: Eukaryota; Viridiplantae; Streptophyta; Magnoliopsida; Malpighiales; Euphorbiaceae
Product: ethylene-responsive transcription factor ERF003
Biological process (GO): regulation of DNA-templated transcription
Molecular function (GO): DNA binding; DNA-binding transcription factor activity
Source: RefSeq, a predicted model, not a curated record
CUUGCUUAAAUUGGUUGCCAGAGCAGGCCAAGAAAAAGAGACCAGUUGCCCUUAUGUCCCAUAACAAACCCAACUACAAAAACCCACCUCUUCCCCCCACCCUUCUCUGGCAUCGAUCACUCUCUCUCUUUUGCCUAAUUAAUUCUCUCUCUCUCUCUUCUUUCAGGCAUUUUCACAAACACUUUCCAAAAACAAACGUUUCUCUUUUUCACUAACAUGGCAAGACCACAACAGCGAUAUCGAGGCGUUCGACAAAGGCAUUGGGGUUCUUGGGUAUCUGAAAUUCGCCACCCUCUAUUGAAGACUAGAAUUUGGCUAGGCACAUUCGAGACGGCUGAGGAUGCAGCACGAGCCUAUGAUGAAGCUGCAAGGCUUAUGUGUGGACCAAGAGCUAGGACCAACUUCCCUUAUAACCCAAACGCAUCACAAUCAUCAUCAUCCAAACUUCUCUCUGCAACUUUGACGGCCAAAUUGCACAGGUGCUAUAUGGCUUCACUGCAAAUGACCAAACAAACAUCACUUUAUGAACAGCAAAAACAAAAGGCGCCAACUUCAUUUCAUAACACGACAAGCACAACCACUCCCACUAAUGGCAUUGCCAUAAAAAAUGAGGAAAUGGGUACUCUGCUGCAAGAGAAAUGUCCAUUGCAAUUUCAAGUUGACAAUACCCAACAGUUUAAACCUCUUGAAGAUCACCACAUUGAACAAAUGAUUGAAGAAUUGAUUGAUUAUGGGUCUAUUGAGAUAUGCUCUACUGUCUCACAUCAGCCACUGUGAUAAUGUGCAAUAAUAAAUGCACAUUCUUGCAUAAUUUGCUAAUUUAACCCAAUUUUUAUUGGCCUUUUCUAUGGCUUUUCAAGUGUUUUAAUGGUUUUAGAGUUUAGACCCAUCUUUGGUUCCCUAGAAGUAUUCCCCUUAAGUGACUCAUUGGAUUAUGCUUGAUGUACAGUAGAGUAUUUCAUAAGUUAUAUAUAUAAUGUUGCCCUAUGCAUUAUAUAUUUCUUAGUUCCCGAACAAUUCAGUGGAAUUCUUUCUGCUUCUUAUAUAAA